Messenger RNA from Racocetra persica, 422 nucleotides. The record is from the annotation of a GenBank genome assembly. NCBI's taxonomy places the organism in Eukaryota, Fungi, Glomeromycota, Glomeromycetes, Diversisporales, Gigasporaceae.
GGACAGUUAUAGAUCCAUUAGCAGAUAAAACAUUAAUUACCAUUCUGACGGUUACUUUAGCCAUGAAAGACUUGUUACCAAUACCAAUAGCGACUAUAAUUUUAGGUCGAGAUUUCUGUCUUAUUUUAGCGUCCUUUUAUUAUAGAUAUAUUUCACUUCCAGCACCGAAAACACUGUCCAGAUAUUUCGAUAUAUCAAUCCCAUCAGCAGAAGUCAGACCAACUCUGAUUAGUAAGGUGAAUACCGCUUUGCAAUUAGCGCUUAUGGGUACGACACUUUCUAGCCCAAUAUUUGGUUGGAUCAAUAUUCCAUUCUUGAAAGCAUUACAGUAUACUGUUGCGGGAACAACGAUUUGGUCUGGUAUAAGCUAUGUGUUCUCUAAAGAUGCUAUAAGAAUAUUAAAGCAGCCUCGUAUUAAAUGA